AUGUCUGAUCUAGACGACGACUUGUUGGCGCUCGCAGGCGCCGACUCCGGGUCCGAGCACGAAGUGCUGGACGUCCCUUCAAAGCAACACAGCGCGGAGGACAGCGCGGAAGACGGCGAGUUCGACCCCGAGGUGGACGUCGAGUUCGGCAGCCGCGGCGCCGAAGACACGGCGCAAAACGGCGCCGACUCGAGUGACGAGGGCGCGCCGCUUGCCAACCCAUAUCCCUUGGAAGGCAAGUACCGGGACGAGGCGGACCGUGCGCGGCUUCUUGCCAUGGACGAGGUCGAGCGUGAACAGGCGCUUUUCGAGCGCUCGCAGGAGAUGGACCGGUACACGGAGAAAACCUACUUGCAGCAGCGCAUGCGCCAGCAGAAGACGCAGGGCGUGGAGCCAAAGACGCGGGCGCUGAGCCGCAAGACGGGCGUGCCCACGGCGAAAACAGACACGCUCAGCGAGUUGCGCAAGCAGCGUGAGCAGCGUACCCGGCGCCGUGAAGACGACUACGAGGACGAUGACGACGCGGGCGCGGAGGAUGAUUCCGAGCAGGAUGCGGGCUUUUCCGACGCUUCCGCCGACGCCGCGGACGGUGUGGUGUGGGGCGCCGGGGCGCUGCAGCACCGGCCUCGCACGUACGUCCGGGCAACGGCGGCCGACAUCAACAAGAUCCGCGUCGGGCGCAGCUUCCUCGGCAAGUUUCUUUACUACAAGGAAUUCGCCGAGGCCGUGGCGCACACCUUCGGCAAGAUCAACGUGGGCGUGGACCGCCGCACGCGCCAGCCCAUGUACCGCGCGGUACAGAUCGAGGAGGUCGUGUUGCACCCGCACAAGCAGUACCGCAUGGGCGACGGGAAGACGGACAUGUAUCUUCUCGUGAGCCAGAACAACGCGCAGAAGAAGGAGUUCCCGCUCUCUGUGUUCAGCGACGCGGACAUCACGCCCGAUGAGUUCGCGCGCUACGCGGCGGAGUUGGCCAAGCUCAACGAGGAGGUGCCCUACGUGGACGAUGUCAACGAGAAGGCCGAGCAGUUGCACCGUUUGAUGAACAGCGGGCUUUCUAAUAAAGACAUCGACGAGAUGGUCUCGCGCAGGCAGAAGUUGCUGAAGGGAAUCACUGCCUACGACGCUGUGUACCAGAAGUCCAAGGUCUUGGAUGAGUUGAAGGUGGCCCGGCAGGAGAACAACACAGCGCGUGUCAAAGAGCUCACUGCCCAAUUGAACACGUUGGAGCAGGUCUUGUACAAGGAUAACGCCAGAAGCUCCCAGAGCUCGUCCACCAGCAUGUCGAAGGUCAACGAGCGCAACAGGAAGCUCAACCAGACCAACAUCCGUAAGGCAGAGGUCAAGUCCUCGUUUUUGCGGAAAACCACUGACUUGUCCGACGGCGACCCGUUCUCCAGAUUGAAGACCACCACGAGGAUCUUCUACCAGGAAUUGGUCAACGAGGAAAACCAGAAGGCCUUGCAGGACGCGCAGGCUAACUUCGAGUCCAGGAUUGCCGAGAAAAGUGAGCAGGAGGCGAAGAUCGCCUCAUCCAAGUAUAGAGUCUUGGGGAACUUUGACAAGCUCAUUGCCCAAGUGGACAUCGACUUCUCCCCACGCUUGUGA
Messenger RNA from Metschnikowia bicuspidata var. bicuspidata NRRL YB-4993, 1608 nucleotides. It is a transcript of the gene RTF1, whose product is annotated as Rtf1p. Gene Ontology annotation, cellular component: Cdc73/Paf1 complex. The coding region runs from base 1 to 1608 and encodes 535 amino acids. The transcript is spliced from 2 exons. Gene Ontology annotation, molecular function: RNA polymerase II C-terminal domain phosphoserine binding; DNA binding. The record is from RefSeq and is a predicted model, not a curated record. NCBI's taxonomy places the organism in Eukaryota, Fungi, Ascomycota, Pichiomycetes, Serinales, Metschnikowiaceae.